GCUUUAGGUUUUCACCCUUCCCAUAUCACCCACUCUGGGCAAAUAGACCUACUGAAUAUACAUUAACAUCACCAUCUGUUAGCGAAUCUGGUGUCCGUAUCCACCAAUUAUCAAACGCACUGAAUCGCGAUGGUGGACUUUCUCAUCCACUCAGAAUUUUGCACAAACUGGAUGGCAAUCAACUGUCCAUCUGUAUUGAAAGUUGGAAAUAG
This is a messenger RNA of Dentiscutata erythropus, 212 nucleotides long. The record is from the annotation of a GenBank genome assembly. Lineage: Eukaryota; Fungi; Glomeromycota; Glomeromycetes; Diversisporales; Gigasporaceae.